GCGCGCUUCACAGUUUCAAGCAACAACUCCUUCAUUUGCUUUAGCUUUUAAGCCACCUUUUUCUACUUCUCUACUACUUUGGUUCAUCAUAUAUAUAUAUAUAUGGGGCUGGAUCUUUUCCUCUCAACGACCCACAAUAAAGGGUUCGAUCCAAAAGAGAUGCUGGGCUUGAAACCAUGGAACCAUGAUGAUUGUUUAUUGGACAAGAAGCGAAGCUUCGAAGACGCCUCUGGAAAGCUGAAAAAAGACUUAUCACAAACUUUGCCUUUGCUUUUAUGGAGUGGCCAGCCUAAUGACGAAGAUGAUGACAAUAGAGAAAAGAAGAGACUUAACUCUUGUCCCCUUACCAAAAUUAAUGAAGAGAUAGUGGAAGAGGAUGAUCAUGUAGUGGGUUGGCCACCCAUUAAAUCAUGGAGGAAGAAGGUGCUUCGCCAGCAACAAGCUCCCCGGAUUUUCAAGAAUCGCCUGGCUGCUGCUGCUUCUUGGAAAGAAAAUAAUGGUGGGUUAAAUUCCAAGUAUGUAAAGGUGAAGAUGGAAGGAGUGGCCAUAGCAAGGAAGAUUGAUCUAAGGCUUUUCCACUCUUAUCAGACACUUACAAACUCCUUGAUCACCAUGUUUGACAAAUGCCUAGAACUUGAGAAAGAUAGUACUGCAAAGUACACAUUGGCAUACCAAGACAAAGAUGGAGAUUGGCUACUUGCAGGAGAUGUUCCAUGGCAGAACUUCAUAAAGUGUGUGCAGCGUCUGGAGUUACUGAGAAAUGAGUUCAGUGGAUGCCCUGAGCAACCUGAUAGAUUAUGGAACUUAAGAGGCAAGCUAAAGAUUAUUACUGAUCCUUGUGCUCAGAAUGCAGCAUGGCCUAAUGAAAAUGCUAAUCCUCGAGUUGCUUGUGACUGCCUUGGAAACAUCUGCCAUAUCACUUCUCUGAAGAUUUAUGCUUUAGACAUUUCUGGUGAGAUACCCAGUCACCUGUUUGUUCUUAAGGAGCUAAUGCACUUCUGGGCAUCUGAUAAUCUCUUUAAUGGAAAACUGAUGCGUGUUGUUGCACACAGGCAACUACAAGGUACAUCACUUGAAGGUCCAAUCCCAAGCAGUUUUAGUGCUCUAAACAACCUGGGAGACUUGAGAAUUAGUGAUCUUAGUGGUGAAGAUUCUUCUCGAGUUAAGAAAAACGUAAGAAAUUUGUCCAUAUUAGUCUUGACAAACUGCCUACUUUCAGGACAAAUUCCAAAACUCCUUGGCACAUUUUCUAAGUUGAAACUACUGAUGAUUGUUGGAACUUCCAUUAAUGCAAAUGGCUUACAGGACAGGUCAGAUUGUUCUGGAGACUCAAGAGAUGUUUCUGGGAUGUUGUGAUGCCUUCAAGCUGACUUAAAAUGCAGAAACAAAGUUGCAUCCUCUUCAUUCUCUAUCAAGUGUGAAGGCACAGGGCAAACAUCCGCUGUUGGAAAUUUCAUCUCAAACCCUGCACCCAAAUAUAUAGUACAGACAGAUUCUCAGAUCAUUGAAACUUAAGAGUCUGAGCAGUAUUAGACAGCAAGAAUUUCGCCAAGUUCGCUAAGGUACUAUGGUCUUGGCUUAAAGAAUGGGAGAUGCAGCGUUGAGCUUCAACUUUGCGCAGAGACAGUAAUGGAUGAUGUCUCUUAGUCUUGGAAAGGCCUUGGGAGGUGUUUAUUUGAUGUAUACAUUCAGGGCAAGAGAGUUCUCCAGGACUUCAACAUACAAAAAGAAGCUGGUGGAUCCAAAAGAGCCAUGAUUAAAACAUUCCAGGCAAACGUGACAAACACCAUCAUGGACAUUCACUUGUUUUGGGCUGGGAAAGGCACUUGCUGCAUGCCAUUUCAAUGUACAUACAGACUGUCAGCAAUUCAUGUUUCACAAGUCUCUGAUAGUACAGAAUCUUCCAAGCGGAACAAGAAGCAAGUAGGAAAACUUGUUGGGAUAGCAGUAGGACGUGCAGCUGGGCUAGUGAUAAUCUCUUCUAUAUUCUAUCCAUGGUCGACGAGGGAUUCACCUAAACGCAUCCUCUCUCACAGAUAGGGCUGAGCAGAAUUCGGUUCAAACCGAAAAACUGAAUCGAACCGAGUCAAUUCGGUUUAAUCGGUUCGGUUUUAAAAUUUAAUCGGUUCGAUUCAAUUUUAAUUUAUAGAAAUUUCAGUUAUUUCGAUUCGGUUCGGUUUUAAUUUAUAAAAAUUUCUGUUAUUUCGGUUCGGUUCGGUUUUGAAAAGAAAAAAAUCGAUUAAACCGAACCGAACCGAAUAGUGAUUUAUAUAGUUAAAUCGAACCGAAUCGAUUUUUGAAUUAAUUUAUUUUUAUAUAAAAUUUAUGAAUUAUGUUUAAUUUUAUA
Molecule: messenger RNA, 2347 nt
Organism: Hevea brasiliensis (rubber tree)
Lineage: Eukaryota; Viridiplantae; Streptophyta; Magnoliopsida; Malpighiales; Euphorbiaceae
Product: probable LRR receptor-like serine/threonine-protein kinase At1g56130
Molecular function (GO): protein binding
Source: RefSeq, a predicted model, not a curated record